Perkinsus marinus ATCC 50983 is the source of this 552-nucleotide messenger RNA. RefSeq lists its product as hypothetical. The transcript is spliced from 5 exons. The coding region runs from base 1 to 552 and encodes 183 amino acids. The record is from RefSeq and is a predicted model, not a curated record. NCBI's taxonomy places the organism in Eukaryota, Perkinsozoa, Perkinsida, Perkinsidae.
AUGAGCUCUGCGUGCCCUGUCGAGAGAAGUGCCUGUGGAAGUGCUCACAUUACGAGUGCACGAAGCUGUGUUAUCAGCCUUGUGACCGUCCUAGAUGUGAUCAGCCAUGGAUUGUGUGGCGAGCCCUGUCCCCUGUGCCCGGUCUGUUACCAUGAUGUGGCAUGUGGUAUUUCCUUUGAGGACAUUGGCUCGGCGGUGGCGACUGGGGGUAGGGUCUACACUCUACCAGAAUGCGGUCACACCUUCUACUUGGACGGUCUUGAUCAAUAUAUGGAGUAUAAUCCUACUCGUGGAGAGCACCAGGCCAUUCAGUUGAGGGCAUGUCCGGUAUGCAGAGAGCCGAUAUUCACCGCUCCAAGAUACGGUAACAUCAUCAAAGCCCAGUUGGAGCUGGUGGCUAGGGUGAAGGAAAGGCUCAUCGUCGCCUCGAGGGAGUUGACUCUCCAAGACCGUCAAGAGAUCAACAGGGCGAUGCAGAGCGAACGAGGAGUGCUAGGGGCUGCUGCCGGGCACUGGAGUGUCGACAUCAUCGUUGGUCCGAAAGUGGGUUAA